AUGCAAAAUGUUUCAGGUUUAGUAAUUAAAAAAUAUUUUAAAAUAUUGUCGUCGCAUUACCAACACAGUUUACUUAUAACUCCAGCUGUGAAGAAUGUAUUCAGGAACAAGUGUCAACAGACCAUUUCAGCUUUGGAACGUGAGCGACGAGCAAUAAUGUGUCCCCCACAAUGUUUUGGUAGCUGUAUGAACAACCAACAGUGCAUGCAAUAUUCGCCAUCAAUGGUUUGUAUCCAGGCUUGCUGCUGUCCAAUCCAAGUUGAUUUAUCAACUGCUUGUGAUGGUGCUGCAGCAGUAGCAAUGUGUAUCAAUGGUUUAUGUGGUCAAGGAUGGUUCUGUACCGCCCGAAACUUCUGCUGCCGUUGUCAAAGUGGUGCAGAAGCUGGACCAUGCGUUAACCAACAAUGUCCAGCAGGUUAUGCCUGUAAUACGAACAACUUCUGUUGCCCACUUGGAUCAGGUUCCGUCCUCGGUCCAUGUGUCAAUGGCCAAUGCCCAACAGGUUACGUGUGUGGCGCCGGUAAUUUGUGCUAUGCCAAUCCGUGA
This is a messenger RNA of Enterobius vermicularis (human pinworm), 546 nucleotides long. The record is from the annotation of a GenBank genome assembly. Lineage: Eukaryota; Metazoa; Nematoda; Chromadorea; Rhabditida; Oxyuridae.